Molecule: messenger RNA, 3041 nt
Organism: Ananas comosus (pineapple)
Lineage: Eukaryota; Viridiplantae; Streptophyta; Magnoliopsida; Poales; Bromeliaceae
Exons: 5
Coding region: 104-2494 (796 amino acids)
Source: RefSeq, a predicted model, not a curated record
UCCCCGUUUAAAAACUACCCUUUUCCCUUCUCUUCCUUCCACUAGAAGCCACCCCCGCUUCUCCUCCUCCGCUCUUCGUCGUCCCCAAAACCCUAAUCGCUCGAUGAGCUCCUCCCCCUCCCUCGCCAUGGACGCCCAGAACCGCGCCCACGACCUCGCCGCGUCCAUCCUCUCCGCCGCGUCGCCUCCCCAGAUCGCCGCCGCGCUCUCCGACGCCGCCGCGUUCCUCCGACGCCACGCCGCCGACCAGUCCCGCCCCUUCUUCUCCAUCGCCUUCCCCUCCCUCCUGUGUCGCCUCUUCGGCUUCGACUCCCCUUCGUCGUCGUCCUCGUCCUCGUCCUCCUCCUCGUGGCUCGACCUCGCCGCCGCCGACCCCGAGCUCUCCUCGCGCCUCUUCGCCCUCCUCUCCCCCUCCGGGAUCCUCCUCUCCUCCAUCGCCGCCGCGGAUCGGCACGACCUCGUCAAGUACGUGUUCCCCUCCGAGCGCCUCCCAGAGUGGAUGCGCUUCGCGCUGCGGAGCCCCGCCGCGCCCUCCACGCUCGCCGAGCUCUCCCCUCUCUUCGCCGGGAGGGUUAAGGAGGACAGGAUCCAGGACUCGUACCGGCUCCAGCUGAGCGUCUUCGAGUACUACAUCUUCUGGUUCGCGUACUACCCCGUGUGCAAGGGCGAUUCCGAGGGCUCCGUUUCCGGCGUCAUUCAUAAGAAGCGGCGGUUCCGGCUCGAGAACUGGACGUCGUCCCUCCCGGUGCUGUCGGCCACGGGGCGCCAACCGGGGCAGAAGCUGGAGUGCAGCUUGUAUCUCCGAUUGCUCUAUGCGUAUCUCCGCGCCUUCGUUCCCAAAUCCGGAGUGGGCUCGUACCAGCCGUAUCGCAGCUCACUCCUCCAUUACUCGCCAAAUGAGGAGGAGGACACUUUCUUCCAGGCCGAGUUCUUGGUGCACACUUUUGUGCACUUCUGGAUGGUGGACAACGACUUCUCGCCGCUGCCCGUCCACGUUUGCCGCUCUUUCAAUCUGAACUUUUCCUACAGAUCGGUUUUGGGGGAGACCCCUCCAACUCCUGGCCUUGGGGAUGUGCUCAAUUUAUUCGUGAAGUACCUCAACUGUGGCUCGAGUUCGGCAGCAGAAGGGAAUGAGCAGAUGGUGUAUGCUAAAAGUCCCGUGUGGAGGAGUUCGGUGUUGGGGGAUAUUGUUCGGCCGCGACCUACUGUUGAGUGUAGUGUUGGUUCUUGGAAUGCUGUAAUUCAGAGGCCCCUGUAUAGGUUCAUAUUGAGGACUUUCCUUUUCUGCCCGAUGGGUGCUUCGAUCAAGAAUGCUACACAAGUUUUCUCUUUGUGGGUAACAUAUACGGAGCCGUGGAAGACUAGUGAAGAAGACCUUGUUGAGUAUGAAAAACCGAUGGCAGUUCAGAAUCAAGAGAAAGGAGACGAUGGUCGGGGCGCGCGACAAAUGGAAUCUGUAUACACUCCUUCCCGGCAGAGUUAUGUGUUAUCUAAUUAUCUCUUCUAUAGCUCAAUGGUAGUGCAUUUUCUUGGCUUUGCACAUAAGUUUCUCCAUACGAAUGUGGAGUCAGUGAUUCAGAUGGUAUUAAAGGUGCUAAGCGUUUUGACUUCAUCAAGGGAGCUGCUUGAUCUCCUUCACAGAGUUGAUGCUGCUUAUCAUUCUAAACCAUCUGGGCCGUCUUAUGCAGUUGAUGAUGCAUAUAAGUAUGUACCGUCAAUCCAUGAACAGUUGCAGGACUGGGAGGAUGGUCUGUGUGAAAGUGAUGCGGAUGGGUCUUUCUUACAUGAGCGUUGCAACUUUGAUUUGAGACUCUUCAGUGAUGGCGAGGAUGGGGCUCAUAACUUACUUCAGCUGUUCUUGCUGCGUGCAGAGCAUGAAGUCAAACUUUUCUCUGGUGAUGUGUCGAGUAAUCUCCGUGCCCUUGAUUCAGUCAGGUCCCAGAUGAAAAUACUUUUCGGGGCCCAUAUCCAGAAGUCCCACUUCAGUUCUAAAUCACUAGUCUCAUCUCACGACCAACAUCAGAGCCGUGGUGAGGUGUUCACACCUAAACACCCAGGGACCGGGAGACGCACAUGGGCUGAUGUAAAGUACAAAGGUGACUGGAUGAAGAGGCCCAUCUCCAACACUGAAGUGGCAUGGCUUGCAAGGCUUUUGAUCAGGUUAUCAGAUUGGUCGAAUGAAAUUCUCGGCCUUGACCGUUAUGAUGAGAGAGAAUCCGAGAAUACGGGGCCAACCUACGUAGAGGUUGGUCAAGAUACUGUACGCACUGUUGAUGGACCAAAAGAGGCCCUCGGCAUGGUCGUGGGCCUUAUUAUCUCAUGGGCCGUGUUGUUGGGCCAUGCAGUGCUGAGGUACAUGAGGGCGCACAAGAUGAAGGUUAACCUGAGGGUGCUUGCAUCAAAGAAAUUCGUGAUGGUUCUCGUAUUGUACGUUGUCGUUUCGGUGUUGAAGAGGGCUGCUUUUGGUGCCUUCGCAAUCUCCGGCAUUAUGUGAUUUUGCUCGCUCGACCUCACAUAUUAAACUGGGACAGUGAUAUAGUGCAUGUACGAAGAUAACUAGUUACUAUAAACUUACAGUAGGGAACACCAGAUUGCGACAAGUAGAAAAAUGCCACCAGUUGAUAGGCUUGAUGUGAGGCACAGGAUUCUUCUAUAGAAGCCCUUCAUUUGAUUAAUCGCAUGCGAUCAUCUGCAAGGCCAAAAGGAUUGUACCAGCACCUUUUGGAAGCGCGAAAUUACCUAAACACAUUAAUUUAGCAUUCACAUCAAAGUUUGGUUGAUUGUGUGACUCAGAGCCUUUCGUGGAGACUCCCUCUCUCCGAGAGAAAUCAUGUGGAUACAAAUCAAGUACCUAAUACUUUUGUUCCCGGCAUUUAAAGACAUACCUGCUCUAGCACUAGUGUCCCCUGUUGUUCAUCAAUGUUAUCUUGCAACAAUAAUUUGAGAGGUUGGUAAAGCGUGCUUUUCUUCUUGCUGUCCAAUGUAACUCGGUGAUUUGACAUGUUAAUAAUCAAGUUUAGCUAUAGUUUAUUGUUCAAGUA